Pseudoliparis swirei is the source of this 3085-nucleotide messenger RNA. RefSeq names its product DEAD (Asp-Glu-Ala-Asp) box helicase 21 (gene ddx21). Gene Ontology annotation, molecular function: RNA helicase activity; ATP binding; RNA binding. NCBI's taxonomy places the organism in Eukaryota, Metazoa, Chordata, Actinopteri, Perciformes, Liparidae. The transcript is spliced from 16 exons. Bases 58 to 2286 code for a protein of 742 amino acids. The record is from RefSeq and is a predicted model, not a curated record.
GCGUGCCCGUGGGUUGUCCAGCGUGUCUACAUUGAGGGGUUACAACAAGGAAGAGAAAUGCCGACAAAAAUCAUCUUUGAGACUGAAGAUCAAGCCAUGGAUGACGGCGUGGACACGGCCGCGGAGGCUAAACCCCUUAAGACCAAAGAGGGGAAGAAGCUAAAAAUCAAGAAGUUGGAGGAGCAGGAGGACCCAGACUGUGAACCUCCGGCACCAAAGAAAAAAAAGAAAAGAGACAAGCUGGCGGUGGACCUAGUGAACGACCACAUAGACUUGAAUGGCAGCAGUAACGAUGUUGACACACCAGAGAUGAUUGAGAAGAUGGCUGGAGAGAAAAAAAUAAAGAAGCAAAAGAAAGCAAUGGCAGCGGCUGAAGCCAACGGACAUUCCAUCCCAAACACCCCCGUCCAGACGCCGGCCCAGACACCGGCCCAGACACCGGCCCAGUCAAGUGCCGACUCUGACAGCGAAAAAGAAACGGAAACAACAGAGCAGAAGGAAGGCGCCUUCUCCAACUUCAGGAUCUCCCAAUUCACCAUUGAUAAACUAAAAGCUCGCGGAGCCAAAUUCCUGUUUGACAUUCAGAUCAAGACAUUCAAUUCUGUAUUUGAUGGCGAGGACGUCAUUGCCCAAGCCCGAACAGGAACAGGAAAGACUUUCUCAUUUGCCAUCCCCUUGGUGGAGAAGCUCCAGUUGGACGCAGGGCCGAUGACCAGAGGCCGGGCUCCCAAGGUGUUGGUGUUGACUCCCACCAGAGAGUUGGCUAUCCAGGUUGCAAAGGACUUCAAAGACAUCACCCGGAAGCUGGCUAUCACCUGCUUCUAUGGAGGCAGCUCAUACAACCCACAGCUUGAUGCUAUCCGUAAUGGUAUCGAUAUUUUGGUCGGCACCCCUGGUCGCAUCAAAGACCACCUCCAGAACAAUAAACUUGACCUCUCUAAACUGAAACAUGUUGUUCUGGAUGAAGUAGACCAGAUGUUGGACAUGGGAUUUUCAGAACAGGUUGAAGAGAUUUUGUCUUCAUCAUAUGUGAAAGACUCUGAAUCCAACCCACAGACUCUUCUGUUUUCGGCCACCUGCCCUCCCUGGGUUUACGAGGUUGCAAGAAAAUACAUGAGACCAAAGUGCAAACAUGUAGAUCUGAUCGGCAAGAAAACACAGAAAACUGCAACAACUGUAGAACAUAUGGCCGUAACGUGCCACUGGUCACAUCGUGCAGCUGUCAUCGGGGAUGUGAUCCAGGUUUACAGCGGCAGCAACGGCAAGACAAUCGUGUUCUGUGAGACAAAGAAAGACGUCAACGAACUUUCCAUGAAUUCCUCCAUCAAACAGGGUUGCCAGGUUCUCCAUGGCGAUAUUCCUCAGAAACAGAGAGAGAUGACGCUGAAGGGCUUCAGGAACGGUGCGUUUGAGGUUCUGGUUGCCACCAACGUCGCAGCCCGUGGAUUGGACAUCCCUGAAGUGGACCUGGUGAUACAGUGUGCUCCACCCAAGGAUGUGGAGUCGUACAUUCAUCGUUCAGGACGUACGGGCCGAGCCGGCAGACCUGGAGUCUGCAUCUGUUUCUACCAGAGGAAAGAGGAGGACCUGCUGCGGCACGUCGAAUACAAAGCCGGUAUCACAUUCAAACGAGUUGGCGUUCCCACUGCCAGCGAUAUCAUCAAGUCCUCAAGCAAGGAUGCCGUCAGGUUUCUGGACUCUGUUCCAGCUACAGCCAUCGGCCACUUCAGAGCGUCGGCUGAGAAGCUGAUUGAGGAGAGAGGAGCGGUCGACGCGCUCGCUGCCGCCCUGGCUCACAUUUCUGGAGCCACACAUCUUGAGCAGAGGUCACUGCUCAACUGUGAUGCUGGUUUCACCACUGUGCAGAUGGUGUGUUCUCAGGAGAUGCAUAAUCUGGGUUACGCCUGGAAAUCUAUCAAAGAGCAGCUUGGAGAAGAGUUUGAGAGCCACAUUCACAGAAUGAGCUUCCUCAAAGGCAAAAUGGGCGUUUGUUUUGAUGUCCCGUCUGACAAAGUCACGCAGGUUCAGGAUGGCUGGAAGGACGGUCGCCGGUGGCAACUGACUGUGGCCACAGAGCUCCCAGAGCUGGAGCAGAAGCCGUUCAGUGACCGAGGUGGCGGAGGAGGAGGCGGAGGAGGAGGCGGCUUCAGGGGUGGACGAGGGCGUGGUUUUGGGGGAGGUGGCGGCGGCCGUGGUAACGGGUUUCGGAGCGGUGGCCGCGGCGGUACCAUUAGCACCGCCAAAGGAACACACAAACGUGACUUCAGUGACGCUUUUAAUUAUUGAAGCGCCAACCUGCAGGACUGAUAAGACCAUCUCAUCUGGGCUGGCAGAGGUUGCUGCACUCAAUGGAUUUCAUUUCCAUCAUGGGCUUUCAGAUAUUCUGAAGCUUCAUAUAGAACACAUUAAAUGACCAAUAUCCCCUCUUUCAAAUUAUGGUGAAAAUUCCAUCAUAUCUUAUGAAUUCGAUUGGCAUCUCCUGCUGGUUUAAGAUCAUACUUUCUGUGUGCAGUUCAAAACAAGUACACUGGCAGCCGUUUUGUUAGGAUGGUGUCCGUGUGCUUUCUUGUGCUGACAAAUGAGUCGAAACUCAUGAAAGAAAAUGUGAGCAUAAUUCAGUUGCUAUUUUUUUUUUUUAAUGGCACAUGUUCAAAACCAUUGGGUAAAAGUGUAGCGUUAAAUGAUGACUUUUGAAAGUUUCAUUCAUUGAGCUGUAGGUAAGGUGUUCCUCCUCUGUCUGUACUGGGUGUUUGGGGAACCGUGGCCGUAAUCAGACUUGAGCCUACUCCAAAAUCGAAGGUGCCUCAUCCUGACCUAACAACAUGGAACAUGCCACUGGUUGAAUGAAUACACUAGAUAGCUGUAGCACAAUGAAGCUGCACUGCAGACGAUGUGUUUCUGCUCUGCACCCACAGAGAACAGUGGGGAAGUCGACGUUAACCUCCAACGGUGUCGGCUUGCUGCCUUAACUCUUCCCCAAAAGUUAUUGGAUGAUUGCUCUGCAAUUUCCUCUAUUUAAUAACUGUAUCGACUGCUUCCAUUCAUUUGAAUGACAUUAAUUAUUCAUUAAAAAAGGUCAACUAAU